Messenger RNA from Closterium sp. NIES-65, 741 nucleotides. The record is from the annotation of a GenBank genome assembly. Lineage: Eukaryota; Viridiplantae; Streptophyta; Zygnematophyceae; Desmidiales; Closteriaceae.
AUGUUUGACAUGCUCGUCGUCGGCCGCAGCGUGCUCGUCGUCGACCGCAGCCUGCUCGUCGUCGGCGGCAGCGUGCUCGUCAUCGGCGGCAGCGUGCUCGUCAUCGGCGGCAGCGUGCUCGUCAUCGGCAGCAGCGUGCUCGUCAUCGGCGGCAGCGUGCUCGUCAUCGGCGGCAGCGUGCUCGUCAUCGGCAGCAGCGUGCUCGUCAUCGGCGGCAGCGUGCAUCGGCGGCAGCGUGCUCGUCAUCGGCCGCAGCGUGCUUCUCAUCGGCGCAGCGUGCUCGUCAUCGGCCGCAGCGUGCUCGUCAUCGGCCGCAGCGUGCUCGUCAUCGGCCGCAGCGUGCUCGUCAUCGGCCGCAGCGUGCUCGUCAUCGGCCGCAGCGUGCUCGUCAUCGGCCGUAGCGUGCUCGUCAUCGGCCGCAGCGUGCUCGUCAUCGGCCGCAACUUGCUCGUCAUCGGCCGCAGCUUGCUCGUCAUCGGCCGCAGCCUGCUCGUCAUCGGCCGCAGCCUGCUCGUCAUUGGCCGCAGCCUGCUCGUCAUCGGCUGCAGCCUGCUCGUCAUCGGCCGCAGCCUGCUCGUCAUCGGCCGCAGCCUGCUCGUCAUCGGCUGCAGCCUGCUCGUCAUCGGCCGCAGUCUGCUCGUCAUCGGUCGCAGCCUGCUCGUCAUCGGCCGCAGCCUGCUCGUCAUCGGCCGCAGACUGCUCUUCUUCGCGAGAGCUCCACGUUGGAUGGUAGGAGCAUAA